Messenger RNA from Podospora anserina S mat+, 597 nucleotides. RefSeq lists its product as uncharacterized. Gene Ontology annotation, molecular function: DNA-binding transcription factor activity, RNA polymerase II-specific; RNA polymerase II cis-regulatory region sequence-specific DNA binding. The transcript is spliced from 2 exons. Gene Ontology annotation, cellular component: nucleus. Bases 1 to 597 code for a protein of 198 amino acids. Gene Ontology annotation, biological process: positive regulation of transcription from RNA polymerase II promoter by galactose. Lineage: Eukaryota; Fungi; Ascomycota; Sordariomycetes; Sordariales; Podosporaceae. The record is from RefSeq and is a predicted model, not a curated record.
AUGGUUGAACCCAUUCAGGACCUGAUCGAUAGAGCUGACUUUUGUCUUAGGUCAUGGCUGUUUGCCUCCUCGCUCGUCCUCGGUGUCGGUCUCAUUGGCGGGUUUGGUCGCAUCAUCGAGAAGUACUGCCGCGCUGCCAUUACCGCUCUCGAAUACUUUGCGCAAACCGACACCCACGCGGUUCAAUACUCGCUCAUUGCCAAGUCAUUACUCAGCACAGCACUAGAAUACCUGGAAAAGAAGGAGAUACAGGAGCGGGCACGCAGGACAGAGAGCUCGUCACAGCUGUUUGGACUCAUACCGCGAACUCCUCGGGGAAGCGAUGGCGGUCUUGACGGGCCACAAUCCAAAACAAACCCAGCUGCAGGACCGGGAGAAAGCAGCAGCAAGCCAGACAAGCCCCAUCCAUCCCAAGACGAUGCGGUGAUGCAACGCUUUGGCUUCGACUUUGAGUCUACGUUUUUUGGGAUGACAGGAACACCUGAGUUUUCUGUCUUUAGCGGCUUUGAAGAAAAUGCCGACCAAACCUUUGGGGCCCUGAACCUGUUCCCGCUUCUUGAUGGGGAUGGGCAUAUCGACUUGGCCAGCUACUUUUGA